This is a messenger RNA of Coccomyxa subellipsoidea C-169, 1959 nucleotides long. Its product is annotated as glycoside hydrolase. The coding region runs from base 1 to 1551 and encodes 516 amino acids. Gene Ontology annotation, molecular function: hydrolase activity, hydrolyzing O-glycosyl compounds. The record is from RefSeq and is a predicted model, not a curated record. Lineage: Eukaryota; Viridiplantae; Chlorophyta; Trebouxiophyceae; Coccomyxaceae. The transcript has 15 exons.
AUGGAAUACGCCAGACCUCGCCAACAGUGGCUUGGGUGUCUUCCCUGGAUUGCGCGCUUCGUCUUCCUGUGCGUGGGCUUCCUCCUGAGCACACCUGAAACAGGGGCCAAGAUUCGUGAGCUCCAGUGCGAAUUCCAGACCAGUGCAUUCUCGAUUUCUGAGAAGGCUCUGCCAGAAAACCCAUACUCUGCCUCCUAUCCAGAGGACUUCGUCGUCAGAAAUGGGUCCCAGCUACAGGUCAAUGGGGAGCGCUUCCACUUUGCAGGCUUCAACAACUACUACCUGCCCACCUAUGCAGCCGACCCGCACUUCCUCAUCGAGCGCACCGGCGAUGUGGACGUCGUUUUCAGGGACGCGAAGAAACUGGGCCUGACAGUGCUGCGCACAUGGGCUUUUGCAGACGGCUCCCAGUGGAAUGCCAUCCAGCCGUCUCUGGGCAUUCUGGACGAGCGAGUCCUCAGCGGGGGGCUGGACUAUGUGGUCGCAAUGGCAUGCAGUCACAACAUGCGGCUGGUGCUGACAUUGACCAACUACCUGACGGCCUUUGGGGGAAUGCAGACGAACGCAUUUAAGGACUAUGUGAAGGCAAUUCUGACGCGGCGCAACAGCAUCACAGGAGUUCUCUACAAGGACGACCCCACAAUUAUGGCCUGGGAUCUUGCCAAUGAGCCGUGGGUUCUGGGAGAUGACUCAGGCCAGACCCUCACGGCAUGGGUGAAAGACAUGGCGGAUUUUGUGAAGGCGGUCGAUCCAAACCACUUAGUCAUGGUGGGCACAUGGGGCUACUUUGGUGCUUCCAGCCCAGGACUGCUAGCUGAAAACCCACAAGACCUCUCCUGGCGAGCCAGUGACUCCAGCAAUAAUGCAGGCAUCUGGUCCGCAGAUCCUGUGUGCAAGGGGGAGGACUUCAGGGCCUUAAUGUCCAACACCAGCGUGGAUAUAGGCUCUGUGCACCUGUACCCAGAGUUCUGGCAAGUCUGCACAGAUGACUGCAAGGUGAGCCUGGGUACAGUUCCGGUGCCAGUUCAGGCGACGCUGACUAAUCUGGGCUACUGGACACUUUGCAGCGUAGACUGCCGAGUGAGAUUUCUCAAGCGCUGGCUGCGCGUGCAUUUUGAGGAAGGCGCAGCAAUCGGCAAGCCUGUGAUCGUUGGCGAGUUUGGGAGUCAACGCCCCAUGCAGACGCGCAACGCCAUCUAUGCAGCAGUGUACGAUGAGAUCCUUCAGUCAGCUAUGGAGGGUCUACCCGCGGCAGGCAGCCUGUUCUGGAUCCUGUCAUCGACUGUGCAUGCAGACUUUGAUGACUACACAAUCUACACGGAUGCUUCAAAGUACCCACCCAACCCCAUUCUGAAUGCGCCACUGCCUGGGGACGCCCCCUGCAACCCUCCACCAGAUGCGACGGACUUCUUCCAGUCGAGACCAUACCUACAAUGCGCAGCCAACCAUGUCCCUCUCGUACUGAACGCCAGUGUGGACAUCUUCAACGACGGCUGGGAGAAGACAUUGCAGCUGAUCUCUGAGCAGUCUGCUGCGCUUUCGGACAUGUAAAGACACCCUCAGUGGCGGCGAGGGAAAGUCAAAACGCAUAUUUAUGGCCUUUACAGUCACACCCGGCUGGCGUCAAUUACUGAGCACCGUGCCCACAGUUGAUUGGGUCAUGCUCGGAUCUGGGGGGAUGGCUGAAAGCUUGUGCAGAGACGUGCAGAGAAGAAAGCAGUCAUCACGGCAAAAGUUGGAGUAGAAUAGGUUGCAUUCUUGCAUCAAGCAAGGCAUGCCCCAGACCCGCGUCGUGCACCAGCUUCAUGAGAGAAUAGCACAGCAUGUUUGGCACCCAUUCUUUGGUGUCCCUCCAUUCAUUUGUAGUCAUAGACUGGGGGCAUAAUCGACAAGGCAGGACAUGCUUGAUCUCUGUAGCUUUAUUUGCAAGAUUUGCAGCUGUGCUGGUGUUGACAAAGC